UGCUCGGCGCGGGCGCCAUUUUGGACGGGCCGCCGGAGCUUCUCCCGCGGUGGUGACGGUUGGCGGCGGAGGUCGGCCCGGCUCAGCGGCGGCGGGAGCGACCUGGGUUUCGGCGGGUCCCGCUGCCGAGAUGGCCAAUAUCGCGGUGCAGCGGAUCAAGCGGGAGUUCAAAGAAGUGCUGAAGAGCGAGGAGACGAACAAAAAUCAAAUUAAAGUAGACCUUGUAGAUGAAAAUUUUACAGAACUAAAAGGAGAAAUAGCAGGGCCUCCAGAUACACCAUAUGAAGGAGGAAGAUAUCAAUUAGAAAUAAAAAUUCCAGAAACGUAUCCUUUUAAUCCCCCUAAGGUGCGGUUUACCACCAAAAUUUGGCACCCUAAUAUUAGCUCAGUCACCGGAGCUAUCUGUUUGGAUAUCCUAAAGGAUCAGUGGGCCGCAGCAAUGACUUUAAGAACAGUGUUGUUAUCCUUACAAGCACUCUUGGCAGCUGCAGAACCUGAUGACCCACAAGACGCAGUUGUGGCAAAUCAGUACAAACAGAAUUCAGAAAUGUUUAAACAGACAGCUCGACUUUGGGCGCACGUUUAUGCUGGAGCACCAGUUUCUAGUCCGGAAUAUACCAAGAAGAUAGAAAAUCUUUGUGCUAUGGGAUUCGAUAGGAAUGCAGUAAUAGUGGCCUUGUCAUCGAAAUCAUGGGACGUAGAAAGAGCAACAGAACUACUCCUGAGUAACUGAGCAGAAACUGCUUCAGUGUAGCCCAGCCUGCCUCUUCCUUGAGGAGCGUCAUGUCGUCAUCUCUUCUUUUUAGGUUUCAAUAUAGAUUCUCUUUUAAAACUGGCGUUCUUGCCUGAUGCUAUCUAGGCCCUGUUGGGAGACUGACAAAAACAAAAAACAAAAACUGCUUUGUAAAUAAAGCUAAUUAAACAUCUGUGUAAAUUUAAAACAAAAAAAAAGAAACAAAACAAAAAAAGGGGGCGAAAUACUUUAUUUUUUUUUUCCUUACUAAAUAUUGUAAAUUCCUUGAGCUUGGCUAAAAAAAAGAGAGAGAGAGAGAGAGAGAGAGAGAAAAUUUAGUGCUAGCAGUGUGAGCAAGACUUAAGCAGGAAUUUGCAUCAGGAUUUUGACUUUGUUCAGAACACAUCAUGUUGUGUCUGUCAUCAUCGUUGUCACUCAUCCCGGCUCCCUUAAACCGUUUUUUAAAGAUGGAUCGAUCCUACAUGCCCGUGGACUGACCUUAAUAUUUGCAUGCUUGUACUUUUACCUAGAUGCUUUGAGCAAGUAGGGUGAACUGAACACAGCACCAAUUGAAGUACUUUAAAAAAAAAAAAAGAGUAUUCAUUCUUGUAAACUUUUUGCCUAAAAAGAUUUUUUUCCAGAUGGCCUCGAAACUCAACGUUUGGGGGUGGGGAGGGUGGCCCUCACUGUUAUUUUCAUUACCUUUUGGGGGGAGGUUUAACAAUCCUGAACCCCUCCUUCCCAGCCUCCCCCCCCCCCCCCCCCCCCCCAAGCUGCACGCACAGUUGCAAUAAUCACCCUAGGAACAUCUCCAGAAAUUGUGGGGUGCCUGUGGCAUCUGGCCUCGUUGUCCCACUUCGUGUGGUCUUUGGAAUAACCCGUACACAAGUGUUUCCACCGUUGUAAUUUCUACACAAAAUUGUAUAAAAAGGUUUGGUCUCUUUUGGACAUAGCACAAACCCAGUGGAGCUGCUGUUUUAUUUCUUCUUGCAGGAAAUCAAACCUCUUUCAAUAAAUUCUGGCUAGAAUGAAUGUGCUGAAAGGAGCCGGGUCUCUGUUAAAAACACUUGGGAAUUGCCACUUUUUUCUGUGACGCUGUCAGCUUUUUGGACAUAAAUCAGCAGUGGCUUAUAAAAAGGUGGUUUGUGCAAGAACCACUUGUGUGUGUGUUUCUCCCCAGCUGACAUUUGGAAAUCCUGUUGGUUUUUGGUUUUUGUUUUUUUUACUGUACAUAUAUGUUCAAUGCCGGUAAUUUCUCCCAAGAUGAGCAGUCCUGCUAAAGGAGCUGUACAUAUACAGUGUGUAUUCACUCUUCAGGUUGUUAAGUUUUCUAUAAGACAACAAAAACACCUAUUUUUUGUUGAAAGGGGGGGAAAAUUUGUCGAGCCUUCCCGCAAAUUCUUCUGAGCAAAAAUGAAGCAUAUCAAAUUUAUUUGCCGCAAUCCCAAUUUCGUAUGUACUGUAGAUAGAAAAGGUUUACAUUGAGAAUAUGUCUUUUUAACUGAAGAACAGGCAAUGGGCUACUUGUAGGUUUUUGCGAAAUUGUCAUGUUACAUUACUGUAAUAUAUAUAUAAUCUCGAGAUGUGCGUGCAGGAUUCCCUCCUGCAAGUUAUUCAAGUUAUAGUUUCAGAUACUAUGACACAGAAAAUAGUAAUUAUUUGUGCAAUAGGAGGCACUGCUUUUUUUCACAUCCCAUUUCUGCCUUGGGUGAUUGUGUGAUUUAUCGGACACGUCACAUCAAUCACUGGCAGAAGCCAAAGGAAAUGUGAUUCCCCCCCUUUUUUUUUUUUUUUUGGUUGGUAUUUCUUCAAUAUUUAUUUUUUUUUUAAAAAAAAGAAAAAUUGUUGCUGCUCAACAUUUUUUGUUAAAAUACUAGCUGGGGCAAAUACAGCCCUUAGCAAUUUGCCAUUUGUGUUUGUAUUUUUUUUUUAAUAGUCUAUAUUUCGAUGAGGUCAUCACAAUAUGAUUUACCCUGGUGGUAAUUGUGUAAGCAUACGAUUUCAUAUUUCCUUGUUCUUUGCGCAUUAUUAAACGAAAGACCUGGGGAGUAGGUAGUUGGGAUAAAAAUGUCGUCUUUUAUAUUUCGAUAACCUUUCUAAGGGAAAAUUCUGCGGUGGGGUCAAAUGAAAUUAGCAAGGCUCUGAACGCAGGAAGGGGGCCUGGUGAUAGAUACGGGUAGUCCUUGACUUACAAUUCAUAAAGCUCAUUUAGUGACCAUUGGAAGUUACAACGGCAUUGGAAAAUGUGACAUUGCCAUUUUCCACACGCCCUUUGUAGCAUUCCCACGGCCAUGCAAUCCCCUUUUGCGACCUCUUCAGCAAAGUCAAUGGAGAAGUGAGAUUCACUUCGCGUGUUACUAAGUUACAACGGUGGUGAUUCGCUCAAUGGCUGUGACAAGAAAGGUCGUAAAAUGAGGCAAAACUCAUUGAACAACUGUCUCACUUUUGGGCUCCAUUGGGGUCGAGUCAAGAACUACCUGUACGUCACUGUUCAGCUGUUCCUUGAAUACUUUCAGUGAUAAUUUCAGCUUAGCUUUAAACUUCUCCAUAAAAGAGAGUGAACAUUGGACAAUGGGAGAGCCAAUUUAUAUGGAAAACUCUAGAAGUACUAAGUUUGGCUAGUGCUUCAACCCUAAUUCAACGAAUAGAAAUGUAGGGAGAAAGGAUUGGCCUAUAUAUGUUUAACCAAGACUGAUAAUAUAACUAGCAGUGAGAGGGACUAGAUCCUUGUGUUGGACCUGGAAGGCAAUUGAGCUGAACAGGUGAAAAUGCUGUCAGGAUAAAUCUAAAUUGCAGAUAGCAAUGACUUGGAAAUGAUUGGCUAAAUUUACAGCCCCCCCCCCCCC
This is a messenger RNA of Notechis scutatus (mainland tiger snake), 3579 nucleotides long. It is a transcript of the gene UBE2K, whose product is annotated as ubiquitin conjugating enzyme E2 K. The record is from RefSeq and is a predicted model, not a curated record. Gene Ontology annotation, molecular function: protein binding. NCBI's taxonomy places the organism in Eukaryota, Metazoa, Chordata, Lepidosauria, Squamata, Elapidae.